UCAGAAAUGACCUUCGUCUACUGAAUCUCCAAAGGCGAACACUGAUGGCGGGUAACCAAGAUGAUUUAAGCGGUUGUUCGUUUGAAGUUCACGGUAAAGUUCAAGGUGUAUUUUUUAGAAAGUAUGCGGCUGAGUUCGCCAAGGUUAAUGGUCUUGUCGGUUGGAUUAUGAAUACUGAAAGUGGUACUGUGGUAGGUGAAUUCGAAGGCCCAAGUGUAGGUUUCGAUGCAUUCAAACAUUGGCUUUGCAACAUUGGAAGUCCCAAAUCGCAAAUCGACAGGUGCCAGUUCAAGAACGAAAGAAGGAUAUCUCAAUUACAUUUCCAAAGUUUUAAUAUACGUCGCUAGCCAGAACAUAAUCUUUGGUUCUUAUUAGUCCAAUAACCAGCAACAUAUAAAAAUCAGCUAAUGACCAACAACUAGACAUGCGUACAAAUUUUGAUGAAUUUAAUUCCGCUUUAUCGGUUACUUGGUUAGGCUGUAUACAUAGCAAAGGCUCUUGUAAAUACCAUUUUUUUGUACUCUGCGGGAUCAGUAAAAAUCAAUCUUUUGAAUACAGAGGAAGAUGGUAUACGACUAUGGAUGACUGAGAAACAUUAGGCAACAACGUAGCACAGUAAUAGUUUCCUCAUAAUCGUAGUUCAUACUGAUAAAGGGACAAGAAAAAAGACUCACACUAAUGGGAACGAUUGUCAGAAAACCUGUCAAUAAAGGCGAGGACUGGGAGGGGGGAUGAAGCAUUUUGGGGUUUAGAGUUUAAUUGCUUUACCGUUCACAAGCAACCAAUAAGGGGGGAAUAAAUGGUAGCUCAAGGGAAUUAAGAGAGACGACAGUAAGUACUGUGGUUCCUCGAAUUUGUAACAAUUUGUCAUUCUUACUAUCCCAGUCAUGUCAUCUCACAGCUAUUUCGAACAACGAAGCCGAGAGUCCAGUCCACCUGCUUAAUAAUGGGGUUCUACAGUUGUGAGGUCCAGACAAUGUCUUUCAUUGAGUAUCGUCUGGAUACGAUGUUCCCAACCUAAUCGCUCUAUGCAACUGACCCAUACCUGUCAGCGGGUACGAAUCAUUUGACUGAACAGACUAUUUUCGAACCAUAUUUGUUAUAUCCGAAGAAUAAGUAGAUAACUGCCAGGAAUUAUGUAUAGACUAUUAUUACAUAUGUCCCUACUGGGUAACUACUAAGUAACUAGAUUAUAUGUGUAUUCGUAUUCCUUUUAUCGUAAGCUUUCAUUUGACUUAUUGGCUACUGUUAUACGAUCUACAACUUAAUUUAUCCCCGGUCUAUUAGUUACAGUUUCAUAUACUCACAUCUACAUUUGACUUGAUCUUGUAUAAUUGUUAUUUUUCAUUUUAUGGUGUGGUGCAGUCUGGUAUGCUUGUAUAUAAACUACGCUUGUCUGGAUUAUACGAUUCAUAUACCAGAGGUUAAUAUUUGUGUUCUGGACUGAACGGGGUAGAUUGGGCGAGAAGCCACUACAAAGAGAACCAAUAAUACUCAGAGUUGGCUCAAGGCUGCACGGGGACAAGGUCAUACAAGUCGGUGUUCUGAUUGGCGGAUUUGUCAAAUGAUAAUUGACGGGCAUAAGUCAUAACAAUGUUAAUCGUGUUUGACAUGAUAUCUACAUCUCCGUUCAUAAUUAAAGAAGCUAUUAAGUGUUGUUACUGAUAUUUUAUUAAACAUAAAGCAAUGAUUGGUCGUUUUGCGAAUAUUCAUAACAUAUCUGGGAAACCUUGUAAUUUAUAUUUACAUUAGACUAACCAUUAAACGUUACGAUGAAAGGUUAGAAUCACCAGGCAAACUAUUGCCUCAUCGCUUGUAAGUACAAAAAUCUCGACAUUUUGGUUCAUCAUCGUAAUAUGUAUGUUUAUCAAUAGGGAAUCCUAAUCAGCAAAAUGAAAAGACAUUAUCUAGACCUCGCUACUAUAGAACCCCAUUAUUAAGCAGGUUAACUGGAUUCUCGGCUUUGCUGUUCAAAAUAGGUAUAUGAAACAAAACGAUUAAGGUAAUAAAAAUGAGAAAUUGUCACAGAGUUUAGGGAACUACGGUAUCUGUUGGACGUUUAAAGCACUUCUUGAUUGAUCGUAAAAGCAAACGUUUAGACAGUGAGUUGGUCAAAUUUCAAACUCUUAUUACUCCUUGCGUUGCUCGCCCUCUUAAUAUUGGUUUUUCUGUUGGUCGUUAUUGUUGUGACCCCUUCUGAUAGUUGUUCUUACUAAUGUGCACUCUUUUGAUCGAGCCCUCGUGAAUGGAUAUUGACUGUUGUACUAAAUAAUAUGUUUCCUAGUCUCAAAGUAAUCUAUGUAUCCCAGAAUGAUCUAUAAUAUGGCUCAUGAAACUCAUUACUCCGUGAUGAUGCUUUCUUAUGAUCUCACUGCUUACAACUAAAGUGGUCUAUUCUUGUACCUAAGUCCUGGAAAUAGCAUGUAAUACGUACAAACGAGCUACCGCUUACCAAUUCAAUUAAAUACAAUAACUAGUCAGCACGUUUACGAAUACAACUAGAUUAAUUUCUAGCCAUCAGGUUGUAUAUCAGUACGCAACUCACGAAAAGAAAGGAUUGUUUCAAAAAGCUCACAUGUAAAUGAAUUAGGUGCUGAUUGUGCCAUUCAGAAUGAUAAUGAAGGCUUCGCAACUAAAUUGUCUAGCUCAAGGGACACAACUCCAAAAGUAUUAAACUUAGCUGUAAACCACCGUUCUAACAUAUGUAACUAAUAUGAAAUAAUUAAUGGUUUGUGUAGAAGUUAUAGUUCGUUGCAGUGGCUUGGUUUCAUCACCAGUUCGGAUUUAAACUAUCCAUUAAAAAUUGUUAAUGGUAAAGGUCUUUAGAACAAAACUAUAUUUUAAACUGACAGAUAAUUCCCAUUUAAACAUUAACAAUUAAAAACACGAAGUUCAGCGAAGGGAUCUCUUUUCAACGAAUUUAUUAUCAAGCUGUACAAUCGUAUAUGAAAGUUUUCUGUUAAAGUACUAAUUCUGUGAGGAAAUGUGAACACUAAUAAGAUGGCGUAAUAGAAAUAUUAUAAUACCAGAUUACGUAAUA
Molecule: messenger RNA, 3040 nt
Organism: Schistosoma rodhaini
Lineage: Eukaryota; Metazoa; Platyhelminthes; Trematoda; Strigeidida; Schistosomatidae
Source: the annotation of a GenBank genome assembly